Sesamum indicum (sesame) is the source of this 1095-nucleotide messenger RNA. NCBI's taxonomy places the organism in Eukaryota, Viridiplantae, Streptophyta, Magnoliopsida, Lamiales, Pedaliaceae. The record is from RefSeq and is a predicted model, not a curated record.
AUGUCAACCCAGGUAACUUUUCUUAAUCUGGGCUGCUCCCUCGAUUAUCAGUUCUCACCGCAAUCCCAUUGUUUACAUGUGGCUGUUGAGAUCACUGUAGCAACAUCAGCUGAGGUUGUAGGUUCAGUUGAUGACCUUUUGAUACAAAUCUUGCUACCAUUACCUGUAAAAUCACUGAUGCGGUUCAAUCUAGUAUCCAAAGACUGGAGAUCUUUAAUCACUAUGGGAUUGUUCUUUCGUGGCCGCAAGUUCACUGAUUUUGAGUACAUUCAUUUAGGUGCAAGAAAUCAGACAAAGGGCCCGUUCAGGGAAUUAAGGUUUCCUGAUGACCCUUUUCCACUCUGGAUUCAGCAGUCUUGUAAUGGAUUACUUCUGUGUUGUAGCUCUGAGAAACGUAGAAGUUAUCCUAUACGUAGAUGCUCUGUGUAUAAUCCGACUACGAACUCUUAUACCAAACUUCCUAGACCAGGUGUUGUGAAUGAAGUUCCAAGAAUUGUGUGUGGAGUAUACUUGGCUUUUGAUCAUGCCAUGUAUCCCUUUUACAAAGUUGUUUGUGUUAGAGACUCGGAGUUGGCUGGCGAGCUUUUCCAGAUUGAGGUAUACUCGUCCGAGUCUGGUGCUUGGAGGGUUGAGGAGCCUGAAGAGAUUUUGUAUUUCAAUCUUGACAAAAAAACAUUUGGGACGAUCUUGUGGCCUGGUGCAGUGGAUGGCUCUGGCUAUCCCUAUGGGAGAAAUGUUGGUUAUUUUGGGGAGUCUUGUGAUCAUUUGCAUAUUAUUGUAAGUUAUGAUACUGAAACAGCGUUUGAUGUUUAUGAGAUGAAGAGGGAUUACUCGGAAUGGUUUGUGAAGUAUCGAGUUGAUAGGACUGUAGUGGCUGCUGCUUUUCCUCAGAUGCAUUAUGGGGAUUUCUCUGUGUUUGCUCUGGUUCGGGCCGAGGAGGAAUGUUGGUUCUUGCUUUUACGGACUCCUAGUAAGGUUGUACGUGUCAAUCUUGACUGCUAUACUUUUGAGGAGAUUUUUCAUUCUCGGGAUGCUUUGUUUAGACCUUCCUUACCGCAUGCUUUCGAAUACAUUGAAUCCCUUGCCUGUGUUUGA